Messenger RNA from Myripristis murdjan (pinecone soldierfish), 4910 nucleotides. RefSeq names its product nucleoporin 155 (gene nup155). Bases 1 to 4104 code for a protein of 1367 amino acids. Gene Ontology annotation, molecular function: protein binding; structural constituent of nuclear pore. The transcript is spliced from 33 exons. Gene Ontology annotation, cellular component: nuclear pore; nuclear pore inner ring. The record is from RefSeq and is a predicted model, not a curated record. Gene Ontology annotation, biological process: transcription-dependent tethering of RNA polymerase II gene DNA at nuclear periphery; RNA export from nucleus; protein localization to nuclear inner membrane. Lineage: Eukaryota; Metazoa; Chordata; Actinopteri; Holocentriformes; Holocentridae.
AUGCCGUCCAGUGUGGGGGCCAGCAGCCCUGCCGCCGCCCUGGCCGAGGCGCUGGAGAGCUCCGGGCGGCUCAUUGACCGACACCUGCAGGAGGACCGCUGCUUCCCCGACCUGUCCGAGCUGCUCGGUGUGCCCUCCCACAAUAUGCCGUCCUUGUCUGGCGUGUCGGACAUGGACUACCCCCUGCAGGGACCCGGCUUACUCAGUGUGCCAAACCUCCCAGAGCUCAGUGCGGUCCGCCGAGUACCUCUGCCCCCUGAACUGGUGGAGCAGUUCAGUCAUAUGCAAUGUAACUGCAUGAUGGGAGUUUUUCCUGAGAUAUGCCGAGCAUGGCUUACCAUUGACAAUGACAUCUUCAUGUGGAAUUAUGAAGAUGGAGGUGAUGUCGCUUAUUUUGAUGGUCUCAUUGAAACCAUUCUCUCCGUUGGUCUGGUAAAACCCAAACAAGGAAUUUUACAGCCACAUAUACACUACCUCUUAGUGCUGGCCACCUCUGUUGAUGUUGUGAUCCUUGGACUCAGUUUCCCCAAGGGCCAGGCCGGUUUGAACGACAGCAUGACUGGUGGGAUGCAGCUGCUUCCAGACCCCCUUUUCUCGAUACCCACAGACAACACCUACAUGCUGGCCAUCACCUCCACAGACCUCGGCCGCAUCUUCAUGGCAGGAAAGGAUGGCUGCCUGUACGAAAUAGCUUACCAGAGUGAGGCAGGCUGGUUUAGCCAGCGCUGCAGAAAGAUCAACCACUCCAAAAGCACCCUGUCCUUCCUCGUCCCCUCCGUGCUCCAGUUCUCCUUCUCCGAAGACGACCCCAUUGUGCAGAUUGCUAUUGACAAUUCCCGCAACACCCUCUUCACACGUUCAGAGAAAGGAGUCCUGCAAGUGUAUGACCUGGGUGCUGACGGGCAGGGUAUGAGUCGUGUGGCGACCAUGUCUCAGAGCUCCAUUGUGGCUGCUGCUGGAAACAUCGCCAGGACAAUUGAUCGCUCUGUCUUCAAACCCAUUGUUCAGAUCUCUGUGAUUGACAGAUCUGAGUCCUCAGACUGCCACCUGCUGGCUGUCACUCAUGCAGGUGUGCGUCUUUACUUCAGCACCACACCUUUCGCCCCGCCACACCAGAAGCACAUCACAGCACGACCCAGCCUGCUAGCUUUGAUCCACGUCCGUCUGCCACCAGGGUUUUCUGCCUCCUCUAACCUGCAGAAGCCUGCAAAGGUCCACAAGGCUCUACACAGCAAAGGAGUUCUCCUGAUGGCUGCGUCUGAGACUGAGGACAGCGACAUUCUGUGGUGCAUUAACCACGACUCGUUCCCCUUCAAGAAACCCCUGAUGGAGGCUCAGAUGAUGUCUAAUGUUGAUGGACACUCUUGGACUCUCUGUGCCAUUAAUGAGGAGAGGCAAGACAGGAUUACCACACCGUUAAACAAGGACCUGAUCCCCAUCACUGAUUCGCCUGUGGUGGUCCAGCAACACAACAUCCCUUCACAGAAGUUUGUCCUUCUCUCUGCAAAGGGUAGUCACAUUUUCCAUAAGUUGCGGCCUGUUGACCAGCUCCGUCACCUGCUGGUGAGCUGUACCGGGGGAGAGAGUGAAGAGAUUGAACGCUUCUUUAAGCUGCACAGGGAGGAGCAGGCGUGUGCCACAGCCCUGAUCCUGGCCUGCUCCAAUGCUGCUUGUGACAGAGAGGUGUCACUGUGGGCCACCAGAGCCUUCUUCAGGUAUGGAGGAGAAGCGCAGAUGAGAUUCCCCUCAGCGAUCACGUCUCCUAGCAAUGUCGGACCGAUGAUGAGCUCUCCAGCACCAGGUGUUAUACCCCCAGCUUUGGCUUCGACCUUCACACCCAUGCACCCUGCCUCCACCACCAUGCCUCCAAUGGCAGCUGGCCCGGAGGUCGUCUUCUCAGGAAAACACAACGGCAUCUGCAUCUACUUCGCCCGCAUCUUGGGAAACAUCUGGGAUGGGAGCCUCACUGCUGAGAAGACCAUCAGCAAAGGGAAUCAGACUGUCAGUAUCUUUGAAAGCACCGUUGGCUCGCCUGUUCUGGAGGCUGUUCUGUUGGAGCUUCUGGGUCUGCAGGAGUUCCUGGAUAAAAACUCCCAGUUCAGCCCUUCUUCUCUGGGUGCCGUCAGUUUCAGCUCCCCUGCCAACCUACAACAGAGGCUGCUGGGCUUUAUGCGCCCAGAUGGAGCCAGCACUCAGCAGGUCCAGCAGGAGCUUCAGAGGAAAUAUCACACCAAGGCUCAGGUCUAUGAGAAGGUGUCGCUGCAAGGCAUCCAGCAGUUAGUGCAUCGCUCCUGUCAGACCCUGGCCCUCUGGAAACUUCUCUGUGAUCAUCAGUUCAGCCUCAUUAUCUCUGAACUGCCAAAGGAGUUUCAGGAGCAAAUGAAGGGGGCGAGUUUUAAGGAUGUAGUGAUUCGGGGUAAGGAGCUGACUGGAGCACUCAUCACAGCGCUCAUCAACGUCUACAUCAAAGACAACGCCUCUGUGGACGCCAUUAGCAAUCACCUGCGGGACAUCUGUCCCCUGCUGUACAGUAGUGAUGACAGCAUCUGCUCCAAAGCUAAUGAGCUUCUGCAGGGCUCCAGACAGAUCCAGAACAAGUCAGAUAAAGAGAGAACUCUGAGAGAGUCGCUGCUUCUGUACCAGCAGAUCAGCCAUCACACAGACCUGCCCCACGUCUGCUCGCAGUACAGGCAAGUCCGUUUCUACGAGGGUGUCCUUGAGCUGUGCCUCACAGCAGCAGACAAGAAGGAUCCACAGAGGCUGGGGCCACACUUCUACAAGAACGGAGAGCCGGAGGAGGACAGGGUGGGACAGCAGGCCUUCCAGGAAAGACUUUCAUGUUAUAAGUGCAUCACAGACACGAUGCAGGAGCUGGUGAACCAGAGCAAAGCUGCUCCUCAGUCCCCAAGUGUCCCCAAGCAGCCUGGGCCUCCGGUCAUGACCUCGGAUCCUAACAUGCUCAGUAAUGAAGAAGCUACCGCCCAUUUUGAGCAGAUGCUCGGUCUGGCCCAGAGAUCUCAGGACGAGCUGUUCCACAUCGCUCUCUACAACUGGCUGAUCCAGGCUGACCUCGCUGACAAACUGCUGGAGGUGAAUUCUCCAUACCUGGAGGAGCACCUAAUGCACAUGAUCAAGCACGACCAGAGUAAGGUGCGCAAUAUGGACCUAUUAUGGCGAUACUACGAGAAGAGCCGCAGCUUUGGCAAGGCAGCUCAAGUCCUGGCACGCCUCGCUGAGAUGCGCAGCACUGAGAUCUCCCUGAAGCAGCGUUUGGAGUACAUCUCCAGAGCUAUAUUGUCUGCUAAGAGUUUAUCCUGCACCUCGGCCCAGGGAGCUGAUGGACAGUUCCUUCAUGAGCUGGAGGAAAAGAUGGAGCUUCUGCGCAUCCAAGUACAGAUUCAGGAGACGCUGAUCAGACAAUACUCCCAGCAUCCCUCAGUGAAGAACGCCAUCUCCCAAUUAGACUCUGAGCUCAUGGACAUCACCAAGCUCUAUGGGGAAUUUGCUGAUCAUUUUAAGCUGUCUGAGUGCAAGCUGGCCAUCAUUCACUGUGCAGGACACUCUGACCCGAUCCUAGUCCACUCCCUGUGGCAGGAUAUCAUGGAAAAAGAGCUGGGAGACAGUGUCGCCAUGAGUCCAGCAGACAGAAUGAGGGCUCUCAGUUUAAAACUGGUGUCACUGGGAAAGAUUUACGCUGGAACCCCAAGAUACUUCCCUCUGGAGUUCCUAGUUAAAUUUCUGGAGCAGGAGGUGUGCCGAUUGAACUGGGACGUGGGUUUUGUCACCUUCACCAUGCAGGAGAUAGGAGUGCAGUUGCCUCGUCUGCUAGAGGUCUAUGACCAACUCUUCAAAACACGGGAUCCGUGCUGGCAGCGUCUGAAGAAGCCUCUCCACCUGGUCGAGUGUAUCCACAUGCUUCUGUCUGGAUACGUGGAUGACCCCAGCAGAGUGCCAACCUACGACAGGCGGCGGUUCACUAACGUGUGUCUCGACAACAUCUGUGGUUACCUUGUGGAGCUGCAGUCGCUGAGCCCAAACUCUGCCCUUCAGCAGAUCAUCGGCAACUUCAAGACCCUGCAGGCCAAACUGGAGAAACUUCACUGACGUUACAGAGAGCCGUCAUCAGCGGACAAGCAGCAGCAGAACAUCUGAACCGGCACCGUCGGCCUUAAUGAAACAGCUUAAUUGAAACAUGUUUAUUUGAUCAACGAGCACGUUUUUCUUUUGCUUUGUUAGCCGUUGAGUGUGUUGUGUGACGGUGUGCCAGGUGCUUAAGAGACACGAAUAGACUGCAGUCAUGUUUGGUGAUGUGAAAGAAUAGUUGAGACCCUGUUUUAUAACUUAUUUAAUGUAUGAAUUUGCUCUAAGCCUAAACAUCACACAGAAAUACAUUGUUGGCAAGCAAGACACUUAUUUGAAUUGGGUAUGUUAAAAAAUGAACAAGAUGUUUGAGAUACCUUUGUUCUGAAAAACAUUCAACUUAUGUUCUCUAAAUUCCAGAUCAGUGAUUAUAACAUGUAUACUGAAAAUGCACUUAAUUGUACUGAGGAAGAUUGAUCUGGGAUAUUUUGAUCUGGAAUCCAUCUUGUGAAUCUUUGGUAAUUAAUGUACUAAUUGUAAGACUUUACAAAAUUGCAUUUUCAUGAUGGAAGCGAUGUCAUUGUACUUUUUCUACAUAUUUUCCAAAUGUGAGCAGGGAAAAUUAGAUUUUGCGAUCAUGUACAUAUAUCGGCCAUAAUACCGUUUCAUCUGCCAAAGGUUUAUAACUUGACCUCCAAAUUGAACAGUACACUUCUGAGAUGUGAGCGAGUGCUUAUGCGAUUGUGAAUGUUUUGAAUGGACAAAACUUAAAUCCAUUUUAUCCAGAUGUUGUUUUCAGUGCUAUACUAAACUUUGGCCUGCAUUGAGAA